Messenger RNA from Balearica regulorum gibbericeps (East African grey crowned-crane), 447 nucleotides. Lineage: Eukaryota; Metazoa; Chordata; Aves; Gruiformes; Gruidae. The record is from RefSeq and is a predicted model, not a curated record.
AUGCUGUCAUCUCUCCAGGUCCAGCAUCGCCCCACCAGCAUCGAGUGGGAUGGCUGUGAUCCCCACAAGCUUUACACCCUGGUUCUCACAGACCCAGAUGCUCCCAGUAGGAAGGACCCAAAGUUCAGGGAAUGGCAUCACUUCCUGGUGACCAACAUGAAAGGCAACGAUGUGGGGAGUGGGACUGUGCUGUCAGAUUACGUUGGCUCCGGACCUCCCAAGGGAACAGGUCAGUUCCUGCCGCAGUGGUUUGUGUGUCAGCAGCCGAAGCAGCUGAGCUGCAACGAGCCCGUCCUCUCUAACCGCUCCGGUGACAAGCGAGGGAAGUUCAAGGUGGCGUCUUUCCGCAGCAAGUACGAGCUAGGGGUGCCGGUGGCUGGCACUUGCUACCAGGCAGAGUGGGAUGACUAUGUGCCGAAGCUCUACGAGCAGCUGUCGGGGAAGUAG